AUGAAGCGGAGGGGUGGUGAAGAUCUACGAAUGAAGUAUUUAGAAGCAUCUCCACGUGAUUAUUGGGGUGCCAAGGACGAAAAGAGCUACCCUCUUCUCAAAAAGGUAGCUCAAAUGGUAUUUGCGGUUCCUACGUCGUCAGCAGCCAGUGAGAGGGCCUGGAGUAUAUUCGACCACAUUCACUCCAAGCGAAGGAACAGGCUAUCAGUUGAAAAAGUUGAAAGGCUUGCCUAUAUCUACAUCAACUAUGGCACAAUUCAAAGUGAUGACAUCAACCUUGCAAGGCAUCAAUCGUGUCCUGAAAGUGUAGAUAUCCUCAAUUAA
Phytophthora infestans T30-4 is the source of this 324-nucleotide messenger RNA. RefSeq lists its product as uncharacterized. The record is from RefSeq and is a predicted model, not a curated record. The coding region runs from base 1 to 324 and encodes 107 amino acids. Lineage: Eukaryota; Oomycota; Peronosporomycetes; Peronosporales; Peronosporaceae. The transcript has a single exon. Gene Ontology annotation, molecular function: protein dimerization activity.